Molecule: messenger RNA, 719 nt
Organism: Chrysoperla carnea
Lineage: Eukaryota; Metazoa; Arthropoda; Insecta; Neuroptera; Chrysopidae
Exons: 1
Coding region: 31-636 (201 amino acids)
Source: RefSeq, a predicted model, not a curated record
CUUAAUCAACCAAAGAGUCAUUGUUUCUUGAUGUUAAGAAUAAUGAACACGAAUAUUUUAAUUUGUGUUUUAUUUUUAGUAUUGUUAGUAAAUUGCCAAAAUUUAUCGCGACAAAAACGUUUUCUAAUAUAUCCAACUGGAACUGCAAUGGGCCUAUUUCUUGCUGUAGCCGUGCCUAUCGAUUUACCAAGAAAAAAUGUUUUUGUUGCGUACAAUUUCGAAGCAAAUUAUUUAUUACCCACGAAUGAAACAAUCGAAGAAGGUGUAAAUUUGUUUACUGUUGAACAACAACCAUCCGAAGAAGCUCGAUCGAAUGUGGAACGAUUUAAUCGAACUAUUGCAUAUAAAAUAUUAGAACGAAAAAUUCAAACUCAUGGAUAUCCAGGACGAGAAUGCUUGUUGCGUACAAUUUGUGAGCUGUCAGCUUCUACACUUGAACAUAAUGGAGUUUUGGGUGAGUUGCUUCAUGUCAUUUUUUCACCAUCUACAUCAGAAGAUGAAAAGUUACCUCAAGAAUAUAAUCAGGCGGAAAUUGAUGGUAAAACACAUGGAAUUUGUAAAAAGUACAAUAGUUUGUGUGAAAUUAGUUUCAUGGAUUUGGUUACGUGGGUUGAUAAUUUGACAUAUAAAAAUUGAAAAAAUAAAUCAAAUAAUCAUUGCAUCACUUUGUUUGCAUUUCUUAUAAAAAUACAGGGUGUGUCAUAACAAAUAUUUUUAAC